This is a messenger RNA of Cherax quadricarinatus, 1136 nucleotides long. The record is from RefSeq and is a predicted model, not a curated record. Lineage: Eukaryota; Metazoa; Arthropoda; Malacostraca; Decapoda; Parastacidae.
CACAGCGACAUUGUGAAGACAUUGGACCACUCCUCAAUCCUGACGUUUCUUGAUUUGGCAUGGCCUGGCACAACCAGAGGUCGGGUCCAUAUUCGACUGAGUCCUGAUACUGUGCUGGCCAGACAGUUUGUGUUGUUGUGCACAGGAGAGCGAGGCCCCUCCUACUUCAACACUAAACUACUGCGGGUGGUAUUCAAGGGUGAGCCGGGGGAGUGUGUGUGGGGUGGAGACUACCAGUAUAAUGAUGGACGGGGAGGAGCACCACUGUUGUCCAACCUCUACUAUCAGCAGUACCGGCAGUCAGGCAAAGCUGGUGCUCUCUUGUCACUUUGUGGAUUGGAAAGUCAUCAAACUUCCCAGUUCUGUAUUACCACCAGGGAUGAUAUAAAUAUUGACCAGUGGGAAUUUGUCUAUGGUGAGGUGGAAAGUGGCCUGGAUGUGGUGAGAGCUGCUGUAAACCACAGUAACAUCAGGGAGGUGACUGUGGUUGACUGUGGUGUUGUGUUCACUCUUUAGUUCAUUGUAUUAUUACUACUCACCAUAACUAAUGAGUCACCAUCAUUACUGUCACCAUCAGAUGUGAGAGUCAUUAUUGCAGCAGUAGUUUAUCAUUGUUAUAAAAUAUUCACUGCAGAAGAUUGAAAAAAUUAUAUAUAUAAUAGUCAGGUCAGAGUGUGCAGAAGAUAGCCAAGUUGACCUUAAAACACUAUGUGGACAGUGUUGGCCUAGAAGCAAUGAAAUUAUUUUUGAUGGGCAAAAUUUUAUACAGGGAAAUUAUGAAAAUAAUGUACAUUUGAUUUAUUUGUUCAUGUUUUUUUCAGUUAAGGUAAAUUUUCAUAUUUGUCAGUAAUUUUGUUUUGAGUGAAGGUCUUGUUAAUUUUGAAUUUUAAUGGUAGUAAUUGUUGUAGUGUUGUCUUACUCAGGGGUAGUAAUUGUUGUAGUGUUGUCUUACUCAGGGGUAGUAAUUGUUGUAGUGUUACUCAGGGGUAGUAAUUGUUGUAGUGUUGUCUUACUCAGGGGUAGUAAUUGUUGUAGUGUUGUCUUACUCAGGGGUAGUAACUGUUGUAAUGUUGUCUUACUCAGGGGUAGUAACUGUUGUAAUGUUGUCUUACUCAGGGGUAGUAACUGUUGUAGUG